CGCCGGCAGCGGAGGCGGAGGGACGGGGCGCAGCAGCCCCACAGCCACCCUGCGCCUCUCGGCCGGCGGCAGCUCCCCGGGCCGGCCGCCGCCUCUCCCCUCCGGCAUGUUUUAAGCCCAGCGCUGCCUGCUCCCCUUUGGGUUUCCCUUCCUGCCGCCGUAGAGUCCCGUUCCGUUGCUCCCUGUUCGAUCCUUGCGCAUCACCCCUUCGAAAGGCCGGCGGCUGGGGGGGGAGAGGGGCUGGUGGGCGCCCGGGGGGCGGGGGGACAGGGCAGAAAAGCCCCUCUCGGCACCAUGGCGUCCAGCUAUGCCCACGCUAUGGAGAGGCAGGCCCUGCUGCCCGCCCGCCUCGACGGCCCCGCCGGUCUGGACAAUUUACAAGCCAAGAAGAACUUCUCCGUGAGUCACCUGCUGGACCUAGAGGAGGCAGGCGACAUGGUGGCAGCCCAGGCUGACGAGGGCGGCGGAGAGCCUGGCCGGAGCUUGUUGGAGUCCCCCGGGCUGACCAGCGGUAGUGACACCCCGCAACAGGACAAGCUGAUGGACCAAGGGAGGGUCUGCAGGAAGCACCUGGCUGCCGAUGUCCACAGGUUACACACGGAUGAUCAGCUGAACUCAGAAGAGAAGAAGAAAAGAAAGCAGAGGAGAAACAGGACUACCUUCAACAGCAGCCAGCUCCAGGCAUUAGAGAGGGUCUUUGAGAGGACACACUACCCUGAUGCCUUUGUACGGGAAGACCUUGCACGCAGGGUCAAUCUCACUGAAGCCAGAGUUCAGGUGUGGUUCCAGAACCGGAGAGCCAAGUUUCGCCGGAAUGAGAGGGCGAUGCUGGCCAGCAAGAAUGCCUCUCUGCUCAAAUCCUACUCAGGGGAUGUGACCGCCGUGGAGCAGCCCAUAGUACCUCGCCCAGCUCCAAGACCCACUGACUAUCUCUCCUGGGGUACCGCUUCACCUUACAGUGCCAUGGCCACUUACUCCGCCACGUGUACUAAUGCCAGCCCAGCACAGGGUAUGAAUAUGGCCAACAGUAUUGCCAACCUGAGACUGAAGGCAAAGGAAUAUAGUUUACAGAGGAAUCAAGUGCCCACAGUCAAUUAAUGACUGGAGGCAUCUGCCUUGCAGAAGGAGAAAAUACAACAGCACCUGUCCUGCUUUGCAACUUGUCUGUGCUAAAAGAAAAAAAAAAAACAACAAAACCCACACACACCAAAAAAAAAAAAAAAAAAAAAAAGAAAAGAAAAAGAUUAAAAAAAGUCAACCCUAACCCAGAACUGACACAGGGACCAAACUGGGAGCAAACUGAACCGCUCAUGAGUAACAAGGUUCCUCCUUCCUUUUGGGAUAAUGCCACCAUUUUUAUUUUUCUUGUAAUUGUCAGGUUUAUUGCUUCUGCUCAAUAUACUAUGAGCUUCUUCAGUAAGGGACAGUCUCAUCCUUGUUGGUUUCCAUUUUCAUAUGGGACUGCAAAAAAACCUCGGCUGAUCUCAGCCCAUGGACAUAUCCCACCCACCAUCAUGCUGAGAUACAAAGCUUGCUCCUCUCCUCCCUGUCCCAGCUCACCCUAGAAGAAGUUUUUUGGUCACAGCUUUCUGUUGUAUCCACCUGACCCUCCAUCCCUCCAGUCCCCUGUGCCACAGAGGCAGCACCGUUACCAUUAGUCUGCAGGAAACCCAUUAGUGCAACGAGAUGGGGUCAUCCUGCCCUGGUUGCCUGGACCAGUCUGAUACAUGAGGAAGACCUCCUUAGGCUUUGCAGCGCUUCAUUGCUUUCUUGAGUAUUCCCAGCACUGCUCCCUCAAAAAGCCAAAGAAGACAGAAAAGCCAACAUGGGUGUGAAGUUGGGGGUGGGGAGCCUUCCGGAGGGAUUGCUCUGUAGUGCCAAGAAUAGGACUGUUAGGACACUCCUUUCUAUGCCUUACAGUUUGCGCCACAGGGAAAGGCGUUGUCCAGAUGCAUUUGUUUUAUAUAUACUGUAUAUAUUUAUAUAUAUAAGAUAAUACGUGCAAGCUUGGUUGGUGUUUUUUAUUAAACAAAAUAAAAUCCAUUGAAAAUGUUUGGGAUGUUUGUGCUGCAUCCAGGUUCCUGGAGCUGUGCAUUGAAAUUCCAGCCACAGACACCCUUGUCAGAGCUCUUCUCUGUAGCUUUGAUCAGCACUUGAAAUGACCACCUCACAUCUUCUCAUGAGAAACUCCAGAGAUGUGGCAUUGGAGGGAGCCAUGGUCCUUUGCAGAUUUCCCCAUGGAAAUUUGCAGCUUUAUAGAAUAAGACAAGGUUCUCCUUUCUGGUUGGUUAGGUUCAUGUGGCUCUUGAGAACACUCAAGGAUAUCCCGAUGGAAAGUCUCAGACAGCCCCUCUGAGGACAGCUGAUGUCUCGGCAGGGAGCAUCCCACAUGAAGACCGUAUUUCCCUCCAGUUCCAAUAACACUGCCCACUACGACUUGUCCUAUAGUCUUAACUACUGUCCUUUGUUCUCCUUACCUGCUGUUCUCCCUCUGGAACCUACAGAGCUGAUUAGGAGCUGAUUUCCUUCUUUCCAUAAAAAAUACACCCAAUGCAACCCAGAAGAGGUUUCUUCUUUCCAGGCACCCUGAGGAAUUUAGGAUCUUCCAUGUUGCUGGUGAUGCCUGCCUCUUUCAAAUCUGAGGGGAUAAUUUGAUGUAUUUAUUGCAAACAGUGCUUGUGCAGGAGACUUUUUGCCAUGGAGUAGUCCCACUGAAAGCAGCAGAGCUACUCUGUGGUCCAGGCUGGACCAUAGAGGAAGGAUAAUGAAGGGCAGUCAUGAAGCAUACUUCUGGUAAAGUGGCUUAGGACUCCAUCUUGGUGUUUCCUGCAGACACACUGGGCAUGUGUAGAUGUCUGUGAGUGGGCUUUGAUAGGCUAAACCAGCAGGUUGCAGGAAAUGAGAAAUAAAUCUCUUUAAAGUGAAGGUGAAAAUUAAACUGGCAGAGAAUGAAUGGAAAUCCAGUCAAAGUGUUUGAACUAACACUGGGAAAAAAGUCCCAAAUCCAAACUAGUGUAAGUUAUGUUCAUGACUGUGUUGCUCCUGAGUUGUUGUUGGGUUGGCGUUUUUGUUUCUUCUCAGUGUAUGGAUAUUUGGGGGAGGGGAGGAAAUAAAUUUAAUUGUGACCAGGACAAAAAGCUAAAGAUCACACAUCACACUUGCAGACAGAACACCAGCAGGGGAAGUGAGGCUGGGCAAGCGAUACAUCUUAUGAAAUCCAUAAUGUUCUGUUUAAUCCCUUUUUUGGCCUUCUGUAGUCUGGAGAAGCUAAGGUCUCUAAAGUCUAUAAGCCAAAAUAUUUCUGUCAUGAGUAGUGUGGUUCCAGCUCCUAGAGCCAAGUGAUCACAUUGGAAAACUCAGCCUUCACUUAGAAACUCACGCUUGAUUUCUGUGCCUACACAAACAGAGAAGACUAUGGAAGAACAUGUCCUGCACGAUCAGAAAGAAAAAUGACCCAGUGCAAUGUAACAUUAUUCAGAGGCUGAUGAGUGCCUUAGCCUGAUGCUUUCUCCUCUCUGUGCCUUGCUGCCCUCCUCUGCAAACACCAACAUCCCAGCAGUGACGGCAGCCUGAACAAGCUUCCAUGUGGUGGCCAUUGUUCCUCAGUUUCAGUGCCUGAGUUUCCACUCUGGAUGUUUCAGCUGUUUCCUUCAGCGUCUUUUUGGCCAGUGGCUUUCCUCUAGUCUUUGCUCACCUUUUCUGCAGAAUUAAAAUCACCUUGAGCAACUUUCAUUGGUGUCUGUGUUCAGGCAUCUGUUUCUGAAGUUAGCAAAGAGAUGGUUCAGAGAGCAUGGAGCUCCUGAUAUCCCAUUAUUCAUCUGUGGACAGAGAUAUCAAUUCCUACCCCCACCCUGUGAUGCUUACAUGGAGGGGCUCACAUAAAUGCCUGUGCAAACCUUUCUUCACCCUCCUCGCUUUAUUUGUGUGAGGAAUUGAACUGACUUGCAUGGGGCUGUUCCUGCAGGAAGCUUAUGUAAGCUUUUGCACUUCCAGUUUUAGUUGGGUCUUGCCUUGGUUUGGGCUCCCUGGUUGGGAAUGCCAUCACAGCUGACUCGGCUGUUGUCAGUCCAGAUGAGAGCUUUACACCACUUUUGAGCUGGGUGACAUCAAGAUGUAAACCAGAGCAUCCAGGAGAAUAUUGCUUUGCUUACAUGGAUUUGCUGAGCUGAGUCCAGCUGGGUGAAUGGACAGGUUUUGUUGUUUGUUUCUUAAUUGCUGAUAACCUCAGCCAAUGGGCAGUGUCUAUCUAGCUGUCUAUCAAGCCAAAGCAAAAUUUUGUGACUAUAUGUUUAAUCUCUAUUUUAUUGAACCAUGUAAAUAUAUGUGCAAAUUAAGGACCUUGUCAUGAAAGCAUGGAGUUCUCCAGGGUUUUAACACUUUCAGUUGCAGCUCCAUGAAGCUGCGAAGGUUACCCCAGUUAUCACUGAGUUUAGGUACCAUUCAGGGGAGAAAAAUGUCUUGAGGCACAUUUCUCAUGGCUGCUCUGUAAGAAUGCUGCUUUCUCAGCCCUCUUGCUCCCCUCCCCCAGAAAUAUGUGGCUGAUUCCCUCUAAGUGGGAUUUUUGAGCAUGACAGGGAUGCAUGAUUGAUGGGCUGGUGGAGCUUGACACAUGAAGCCAUGGGAGGUGUUCCCAGAUGGAAGUGUAUGCUGUAAAUUAUAUCUUGCUUUGUGAUGUAAAAUGUACAGUGUUUGCACUAGAAUAGAAAUUAUCAUUUUCAAUAAAAGGGGAAAAAAAUUCCCCAAUGCUUUCCAUAAGCUGCCA
Molecule: messenger RNA, 4762 nt
Organism: Melopsittacus undulatus (budgerigar)
Lineage: Eukaryota; Metazoa; Chordata; Aves; Psittaciformes; Psittaculidae
Gene: PRRX1
Product: paired related homeobox 1
Exons: 5
Coding region: 295-1098 (267 amino acids)
Biological process (GO): regulation of transcription by RNA polymerase II
Cellular component (GO): nucleus
Molecular function (GO): DNA-binding transcription factor activity, RNA polymerase II-specific; RNA polymerase II cis-regulatory region sequence-specific DNA binding
Source: RefSeq, a predicted model, not a curated record